This is a messenger RNA of Drosophila mojavensis, 2720 nucleotides long. RefSeq names its product U4/U6.U5 small nuclear ribonucleoprotein 27 kDa protein (gene ytr). The record is from RefSeq and is a predicted model, not a curated record. Bases 197 to 730 code for a protein of 177 amino acids. NCBI's taxonomy places the organism in Eukaryota, Metazoa, Arthropoda, Insecta, Diptera, Drosophilidae. Gene Ontology annotation, biological process: RNA splicing. The transcript is spliced from 3 exons. Gene Ontology annotation, cellular component: precatalytic spliceosome.
GACAAGCGGCCAUUUGCAGUCUGUUUUGGCGUCGCGGGUGUGAAGGAACGCACUUCGUUUUUACAUUUAGUUUUAGGUUUAGAGCGUUCGACUUAAUGCCGGUGUCGUCCAAUUUAAGUUAGACACAGCAUUAAGCAACGGCCUUUGUAUAUUUGUAAACGUUUAAAAAACGUACACAUAAAUAUUAAGGAAUAAGAUGGGUCGCAGUCGCAGCCCCGCUUCGCCCGCACACAGACGAAGGGAAAAGGAGCGCACAGAGCGCAAAAAGCGCCGAGAAAGACGCUCAAGAGAAAGAGAAGCCAUUGGGAUUGGCACCAGCAGCAGUCGCCGUGAGCGGGAACGUGAUCGUGAGCGCGAAAGAAGCCGCAGCCGUGACAGGGACCGUGAGCGUGAGCGCGAGCGUGACCGUGCUAGGGGAAGGCGUUCGAGAUCCCGUUCACGUCGUGCAGGCAGCAGCUCAGGCCCUUCGACAUCCAGGCGCGCCACACGGAACAAUUCAGCGAAUGCAGCUGCGGAGCGUCCAAAGAUCAAUGAAGCAGAUCUGGAGGGUAAAUCGCCGGAAGAGGUUGAGAUGCUGAAGACAAUGGGCUUCUGCACCUUUGACACCACCAAGAACAAGAAAGUCGAGGGCAACGAUGUUGGUGAAGUGCAUGUAAUCCUCAAGCGCAAGUAUCGCCAGUAUAUGAACCGUAAGGGUGGCUUCAAUCGGCCGCUCGACUUUGUCGCAUAGCCAGCGGCAACUAGUUUUUUAAAAUAUUACUGCUACAUUUUUUCACGUCCCUUGCGACUGCAAGGCGACGGACCUGCAAUUUUAUGCAAUAGACCGGUUUACAAAAUUCCCCAAAUUCGCCACACAAAAUUUCCACAAUCAUCACUCAACACAUACAAAUACCUCAUAUAUAACUAGCCAGUUAUUUAGUAGUUUAAGUCAAUUGCGUUGUUUUAAAAUUAGCUUUUGCGCGCCUUCAAAGCAAAACAAGAGUUAAUUUUACAACGAUGGCAACGCCACCAACCCUCCCACAAGUGUAACUGAAAGCUUAAUGCAAAAAAUGUACUAAAUUGCUAUCGAUAGCUACCAGAAAUUGAUGGGUGGCAGCACUAGUUGCUUGCUGCCGCACUUUUUUCUUUGUUUCGAAUACUUGAAUCAUAUAUUUUUUGUCCGUUUCUUUGCUUUCAGUUGCAUUUGCAAAAUGUUUAAUGCACACGAUUAAUGCUUUUUAAAUAUUUAAAGUAAUUACGAAUGUUCUUUGCUGUCAGAAAACCACUUACACACAAUAUGCUUGCAUACAUAUGCAUAUCAGUGUAAGCAUUUGGCGUUUGUUAAAACCGCGAAAGAAAAGAAACAGACGAAUUAACUGAAAAUCCAAAAUUUAUCACACAUACACAAUUACUUAAAGUAUUUGAAAACAUGAACACAUACACACAAAAUAUUCCCUACCCCGAUAAUCCUUUUCCCACAAACUUCCUCCAUACGCUGCAAUAGUACAAUUUUUACAACCAAAAAAAUAUAUAUCAAAUAUAUAUUUUAUAUAUAGAAAUUUAUUUAUACACACACACACCAAGUACCUACAAACCCCUCAAAGUCCCUACCGUUAAAUCGCAUCGAAUCUACAAUAGCCAUAGCCAUUUGUUGAAUCUGUUAUUUGUUUCACAAUCAAAAUGUUGUCAUUUUGUUUCUCUUUAAUAUAUUUAAAAACCAGCAACAGUUAAUUCAUUGAUCACAAGUGCCAAGUGAAAAAUACAAACGAAAAAACCAAGCAACAACAAAGCAGGCAGAUUAAACAAGUUUAUGUUUAAGUGCAGGCGCAAAUGAAAUAAAUACAUAAUUAUAUGUACAACUUUUAUACCUUUUUAUACUAAUAACAGUAACAAUAACAAUAACAAUGUGUAAACAAUAGUUAUUACUUUGGCAACAAUGAACUUCUAAGAAACAACAAAUUUGGCAAAUACACACACACACACACUUACAUAUAUAUUGUCAUUGUAGUUUUAAACAUAACAAAAUUGCAGGGAUUUUUCAUACACUUAUAAACCUAUUUAAUAAAAUAAAAAUAAAUGUAUAAAAAAUGUAAAUCUUUGGUUUAGUUUCGCUCUUGACAUUUAAGUUAGAUCAAACUUGUAAAUUACAAACGACUAAAAUACAAAUACAUCAAAAUUACAAAUGAGAAAUAAGUCUGUUUCAUUUACGUCACGCGCUAGCCAGAUAAUUCUCGACUCCUGUUUGAAAAUAUUUGUGUAGGAAAAAAACAAAAACAAAACACUGUAUUCAAAAUUUUAGAUCCGAUACAAUGAACAAGUAUGGCUUCUAUACACGCGCAGUAACUGCUCAGCUGCAGGAUACCCCGCUGUCGCCAUUUGUCCAACACCGCGAGAUUCAAAUACGGAAGCGUUCAUCGUCUGUGGCGGAUAAUUGCCGACGCUAUCUGCGCGUCGACAAGACGCUAGAAAAGGAUUUCGCACGCAAGUGCCAAAGAGCCUUCUACAUGGGUAAUCAAGCACAUGGCGACAUAUCCGACUUGGAUGCGAAACACUUGCUCGGGUACAAAGAGAGCUUGGCGCGCAUGUCCUGCCUGGAUCUCGAUAGCACACUGGCGGAUGAGCAUCGGAUGAAGGGCUGGCUGCCACCAAUCAAACGUCAAAUGUAGUCUCAAAUUGCGCACACCAAAUAAAAAAUGUUACUUUUCUUUUAUAAUCAAUAAGAAGCAAAUUUUAAUAGUAAA